GCGCCGGGAAUAAAGUCGGGAGAAGAAGCGGCGAAAUGUGAGCGGGAUGGGGCGGCUGGAGCAGGGAGGGAGCGGGUAGGGACCGGCAGAGCCGCAGAACAAAGAGCUCGGGCUGCCGGCGGCGCUCCGGGGCUGCGGGGACGCGCAACUCGCGGGGAGACGCUUUGUCUGGGAAAAAAAAAAGGCUUGGAGAGGCACCACCUUCAUCCUGCCGCUCCCUCCCAUGCUGAAGGGAAGGAGGGAGCCUGGGAGCCGCAGCCGGAGAAGCGCCGGGGCAGAGCCGGAGCGCCCCGGGCUGCGCGGGGGUCCCGGUCCCGGUGCCGCCCUGCCCCGCUCGCCCCGCGGAGCAGCAACGCUUCAAAGUGAAAUUCCGGAGGAAAUUUAAAGAGCAUCCGCAUCCGGAGAAAGACAGAAAGAAAGAGGAAGGGGAGAAAGAAAUCAAGCCGUGGGGAGGAUCGCAGGCAGCUCGAGGAAGGACGGGAGAGAAGCGAUACCCGGCGGGGAUGGGGGAAUGAAUCCCUGUGGAGGCAGCACGAGGAAGGAACCUCAGAGCAGCUGAGAGACACCUGAGGAGGAGCUGAGGAGAGGGGACACCUACUAACUGCACGGGCCUGUAGCCUCCUGCCCUUACUAACAAAUGUCAACAACUCGGGAGCAGCCAAUCUUCAGCACCAGGGCCCAUGUUUUCCAGAUCGACCCUGCCACCAAAAGGAACUGGAUCCCUGCCAGCAAACACGCCCUGACCGUCUCCUACUUCUACGAUGCCACCCGCAACGUGUACAGGAUCAUCAGCGUGGGGGGCACCAAGGCAAUCAUCAACAGCACCAUCACCCCCAACAUGACCUUCACAAAGACAUCCCAGAAAUUUGGGCAGUGGGCUGACAGCAGAGCCAACACCGUGUAUGGGCUGGGCUUUGCCUCGGAGCAACACCUGUCCCAGUUUGCAGAGAAAUUCCAGGAAGUGAAGGAAGCAGCUCGUUUGGCCAGGGAGAAGUCCCAGGAUAAAACAGAGCUGACCAAUCCUGCCCUGAACAUCACCUCCCACCAGGUACUUCCCAGCCCCAUCAUCAGCUCCAAUGGGCCGGGAGAGGAUAAAUUAUUCCGGAGCCAGAGUGCUGAUGUGGAGAUAACAACGGAGAAGGAGAGGCUGAAGAAGAUGCUCUCAGAAGGCUCCGUGAGCGAGGUGCAGUGGGAAGCUGAGUUCUUCAGCCUCCAGGACAACAACAACAAGCUGGUGGCUGCUCUGCACGAGGCCAACGCCAACGUGGACCAGUGGAAGAAGCAGCUGACGGCGUAUCAGGAGGAGACGGAAACGCUGCGCCAGCGGGUGGCAGAGCUGGAGUCGCAGGGGACUCACGAUUCCUCCAGCGAGAACAACAAGGAAGAGCUGAGCCAAACCCUGGAGGAGCUGGAGCUGCUGAUCAAGGCUAAAGAUGAGGAGAUCCAGAUGCUGAAGAGCCAGAAGUGCGGCCGGUGGGAGGCGGAGGGGGAGCGCGAGGAGACGCUGCAGAAGCUGCAGGAGCUGGAGGCCCGGAACGCAGAGCUGGAGCAGCGCCUUCGCCUGGCUGAGCAGACCCUGGCCGAGACCCUGGCCGAGAGGGAGAAGAUGCACAACGAGGUCACCAAGGUGGCCGAGAUCAUGGAUGUGAAGAUCUUCGAGCUCAGUGAGCUCAGGCAGGGACUGGCCAAGCUGGUGGAGAGCAACUGAGCAGCAGCAGAGCCGGAGCAGCCCCCUCGGAGCAGGGGCAGCCUCAGCUGGGACUGGGCACCGAGAGCUCCUGUGGUCACAGGGCAUCCUCGUGGCCUGUCCGGGCAGGAUUUGCCACCCCACCAGCAGCUGCCUGGACAGAGUGGACACCAGACCAGCCACUCACUGCCCAGCGAGCCCCCAGAGCAGGGCAGAGAGGACCUGAGCUCCUGAAUCCUCUCCAGGGAGCACCUGAGCCCCCAAAUCCUCUCCAGGGAGCACCUGAAGUCCCAGCCAGAUGUCUCUGGCCCCUGCCAUGGCCGUGGCAUGGCCCAGAGAUGGCAGCUGUGCCCGUGCUGCCUUCCCACCUCCCUGCUGCCACACUGUGUCUCCCAGGUUUUUACAUUUUCUAAGGGGAAGGGGCUGAGCCGCCUUGGUGGGGUUUUUUUCUGUAGUUUUUUAGGAAACCACUUGCCUUUUGCAAAUCAGCUGCCUGUUUCCCUCACCGAGGGGAGGGAGGAGGAGUUUAGCACACCCAGGACAAGUUCCUCCUUUUCCUCUUCCCCAAUCCUGUGUCUUUCCAGCAGGAUCCAGUCACUGUCAGGAGCACCCCGAGGUCCCCACUUGCAGAGAUGGGAGCUCCCCUGACCCCGUGUCCUUCCCACUGCUCUUCCAGAAGAAGAACUGCAGGGUUUAAAGCCUGGCUGAGUUGAACACGGUGGGAUUUAAUGACUGGUGAAAACUUUGAGCUGAGCAGAGCAGAGGCUUGGUUGAGGACGGUGAAUUUGGGAAAUGGGACGUCCCUCAGGGCACGGCCACCAAGCUGCUGGGUUGGCAUCUCUCCUGGCCUCUGAGGGCUGCAGUUAAUUGAAAUUAAAUGGAGCAAGUCAACAGUUGCUCUUGGGUUCUUUUUUCCUUUUUUUUCCCCCCUCUUAUAUUGGGAAGCAGCCCCAGGGAUGUCGUGCUCAUGUCCUGCUCAUGUCCUGCUCCUUGUGACGGGGACGGGUCCCAGCUGGAUUCAAGGAGAGCAGGAGGUGUUGGGAGCACGCUGGGACCGGUGCCCUGAGGGGCCUGUGGGAAGUUUGGGAGUUACCCCUGAAGUUUGGGAGUUCUCCUAGAUGUUGUCCAGCCUUUGGAACUGAGCAAGGCCUGAGGGAGGCCUGGGGAAAGCUGGAAUUGUGUCCCUCACCUCUGUCAUUCCCAGAGCCUGUGGGAGUGUCUGUAGCUGUAGUUGUAACCUUACAGGAGUGUUGAUGGAUUUGGAUGUGUUUUGGGCUUGUAUUUUUGUCCUCUUUGCCACUAAAAAUUAGGCAAAGGCAGCAGAAAUCCUGGGAAUGUUCCCUGUGGAGAGGCCCUGCCUCUCCUCUCACUCACCUGGUGGCCGCAGAGGAACCCGCAGCUCCCCCACUCCGCUGCGAGUCAGGGCAGGACCCGGGUCUGGCACCUCGGGAAUCUGCUGGAGUGGGGAGAGAACUGCUGGUGACUCUGUGCUGGAUCGUGGCCAGGCAAAGCCCUUCCCUUCCCAGGGAAACACAGAAAUUCCCAGACCUGCGGAGCCAGGGAAGAGCUCUUCUCCUCUGGGUCUGGGUUUUUCUUUUUCCCUUGGUUAGUUUUUACUUUAUUUUCAUUUCUGUUGCAUGAAGUGUUCUCACAACUGUCUGGGGCUGGAGCUGCUGUAGUAACAUUUUGUUCCAGGGUAUUGAAGAAGACAAGGAAGGAAGUGGGUGGCAAAAAAUUUUUCGGGAUUUGUUUCCCACCCCAUGCCAGUGUUGGAUAUUUUCUCCCUCCAGGAGCACCUUCUUUUGAAAUAGAGAUCAGCUCCAAGCAA
Messenger RNA from Corvus hawaiiensis (hawaiian crow), 3515 nucleotides. It is a transcript of the gene HOMER3, whose product is annotated as homer scaffold protein 3. Gene Ontology annotation, molecular function: G protein-coupled glutamate receptor binding. Gene Ontology annotation, biological process: regulation of store-operated calcium entry; G protein-coupled glutamate receptor signaling pathway. The record is from RefSeq and is a predicted model, not a curated record. Bases 638 to 1708 code for a protein of 356 amino acids. The transcript is spliced from 10 exons. Gene Ontology annotation, cellular component: dendrite; postsynaptic density; plasma membrane. Lineage: Eukaryota; Metazoa; Chordata; Aves; Passeriformes; Corvidae.